Messenger RNA from Exophiala bonariae, 507 nucleotides. RefSeq lists its product as uncharacterized. The record is from RefSeq and is a predicted model, not a curated record. Bases 1 to 507 code for a protein of 168 amino acids. Lineage: Eukaryota; Fungi; Ascomycota; Eurotiomycetes; Chaetothyriales; Herpotrichiellaceae. The transcript has 2 exons.
AUGAAGAUGGCAGGACACACCAUCUCUCAACGAAGCUCAUGGGCGUCGUUGAAUACCUCAGACAGCGAAAACUCAGGGUCAGACAACGACCUUGAAUACAAGAAGUGCUACGGCACUUCGAAAAGAGCCAGCCGCAACGUUCAAAGCUGGCUGGAACGAGAGGCCCUUUGGGCACCAAAGACCUCAAAGGUCUCAGAUCUAGAGGGAAUCGCCAAAACCCUCGUUAAAACCAAUGUCCAGAUGCCCGACAACAUCCUGGACGACUUAAAGAAGACCAUUGAGUGCCGAAAGGAGCUCAAUGACAUCCACAAAUCUCGGGGCAACGGCGACCAAAGCCACAUCUUCGCCCUCAACGCAUAUCGGAAGGUCUUCAAGGCCUUUUGCCCUAUCUCACCACCACCUUCUCCUCCCCAGAUGCCCGCUGUGGUAUCUGGCAAUCAAUCAUACGCACUUCGGCUCCUCGACAGCAAGCCGAAAUACACCAAGAAAGACCCCAUGUGGGAGUAA